Periophthalmus magnuspinnatus is the source of this 2143-nucleotide messenger RNA. Its product is annotated as tripartite motif-containing protein 16-like protein. Gene Ontology annotation, molecular function: protein binding. The record is from RefSeq and is a predicted model, not a curated record. The coding region runs from base 16 to 1158 and encodes 380 amino acids. Lineage: Eukaryota; Metazoa; Chordata; Actinopteri; Gobiiformes; Gobiidae. The transcript has 2 exons.
AAACAAGGCGAAAACAUGGCGGAACCACGAGAACCAUUAAACAGCAACGUCUCUUGUGUGCAGGACAGUGAGAGGAGAGCACACGAGCGCAGGACUAAGAUGCAGGGGGAGGUUGAAGAGAGCAAACAGAAAAUCCUACAGCAGAUCCAGGACCGAGAGUGGGACCUGAAAGUCCUCCAAGAAGAGCAUGAGAACAUCGGCCGCUCUGCAGAUGCAGCACUGGUUGACAUCUGGAACAAUUUUACACAAUUUGUUAGUGUGAUGGAGAAACAAAUUAACGAAAUCACGCAACAAAUCAAAACACAACAGGAGUCUGAGCAACAGCGCAUCAAAGAUCAUCAAGAAAAACUCCAACAAGAGAUUGUGGAUCUCAAAGUGAAAUUUUUUGACUUGGACAACCUACCUGACAACUCCGCACCGCUCAAAAUCAAAAUCCCUCCUUCCUCUCCACGUAUUUGUUCCUGCACAUUGCGCUACUUUGCCGAUUUCCCCACCGCUGUUGCAUCGCUUACAUCUAAACUCCAGCAAACGUUGAGCGAAGACUUUUUGAAAAUCUCACAAACCAUUCCUGAAGUUCUCCUCUCCAAACCUCAACUGCAACCAAAAAUCCGAUCAGAAUUCUUACAGUAUUCCCGGAGCUUAACUUUAGAUCCCAACACGGCUCAUACUAUGCUUUUACUCUCCAACAACAAUCAAAAGGUGAUUUUUACAGGCGAGCAUCAAACGUAUUCGCAAAAUUCGGAGCGCUUUACGCACUGGCCCCAAGUUUUGAGUCGAGAAAGCCUACCUGGAAGAUCUUAUUUUGAAGUGGACUGGGUUGGCGAAGGGGUGUAUGUAGCGUUAGCAUUGAAAAGUAUUAAAAGACAAGGCAACUCUUAUGAAUGCGUUUUUGGGUCCAAUGAAAAAUCGUGGGCACUCUGUUGUACUAAACAGAGCUACUCCUUCAUGUACAAUGGCGUCAAAACAAAAGUAAAAUUCCUAAGUUCACAGAGAAUUGGCGUGUACUUGGAUUAUGCAGCAGGAAUUCUGUGUUUUUAUAGCAUUUUUACAGAUCGAGUUGUGCUUCUUCGUAAAGUGGUCUUCAGGUUUUCAGAGCCGCUACACGUGGGGCUCAGGCUAUGGGCCAAUGAGAGCACAGCGAGCUUCAAUUUACUGUAAAAAAGUAAGUGGUGGAAAGUAAUGUAGUUAUGAAUGUUUUGAAGGUCCUAUAUUAUGUGAAAUUGACUCCUGUGAGCUUUAAGUGAUGUUAGAAUGUUUUACCUUUUUAAAAACAUACCUGGAGUUGUGUUUAGUUUCAUUCCCUCAUGUUUGAGUAAACCUUUCUUAUUAGUCUGUCUACAUUUCCAAAGCUCAAAAUGCUCCAUUCCACCUUGUGAUGUCAUGUAGUAGUUAACGGCUACCAUUUACCUUUUGGUUUGUAAAAACUGCAAUUCCAGAGUUGCAUUUAUCCAAAUGAUUUUAGUGAAGGUGUAUUGAGUUUAAAAACAUAGUGGAGCACUUCCUGUAUUACCACAUGACAUCACAAGGAGGAACAGAGUGUUUUCCGUUUGAGAGAAGAACUCAGCCUAAAUAUACAGGGUUUGUAUGUUAAACAAAACACAUCCCCAGGUAUGUUUGUGACAAGAAAACAACAUUGUAACAUAGAUCAGAAAAUGUCAUAUGGGCCCUUUAAGGCAGCAAGAUUUUAAAGCAUAAAAUAAGCGUAAUUAUUGAUACCAUAAAUUGGGGGUAAAAAAAUACAAAAAUUCUACCAUCUAACAGCAUUUUCUUUUUAGCCUUAAAUGAAAAUUAGUAAAAUACACAAAUAUAUAGUGUUUGAUGAAAAUGGAAAUGUAUUUAAAUAUGUUUUAUUUUUAUAUUUUUAUUCUUAUUUUGUGUUCAAAUCAAAUUAUAACAACAUUAUAACAGCAUUUUUGUUUUUGGCACUAUGAGGGGAGAUAAUGGUCACUCUGUCAGUUGUGCUUGUUUUUAUCAUUAUUCUUAAUUUUAUGUUUUUAUGUAAAUCGAUCUUUUGCUGUUUAUAUAACGUUCUGGAAAGAAGGCUUUCUGUGAAUUUGUGUUUAAUUUUUGACCAGCAGAGGGAGGUAGAGCACUGCUGUUAUUUUUUAAUUAAACUGAAUUCCUGUCAUAUUGAUACACUCUG